AUGACUGAGCAAAUAACCGCGGAGAACUGCUAUGAAAUCCUGACCGCAGCCAAAAAACAAGGGCUCGAUGACCUGAAAGAGAAGGCUUACAGGUUCAUGAGCGACAACUUCUUGCAAAUAUUACGGGACCCGGCAGUCUAUGGGCGUCUUACAGGGGGAGAGAGAGAGAUGAUUCUCUCAAUUCGGAUGGGCGGAACGCAAGCCCUAAUGGUGGCCGAAAUCAGCGAAGUCUAUGACCGCAUCGGGAGCAGACCUCCCAGCCGCGAGAGCAGUCGUCCACAGAGCCCGUUAUCUGUUGUGUCUUUGGAAGAAAAUUACAUGAUACAGUAUUAUAACGAGGCGGCUAAAAAUUGGAAAGGCUUGACGAGAAUGCCAGAUGAUGUCAACACGAAAGGCUGUGGGAUAUGUACCAUGUACAAUUACCUUUUCGUGGCAGGUGGGAUAAAGGGACACGGCGAGAAAAGCAAGCUCUCAGAUAAAGUGUUUUGCUACAACCCGGCCACCGACACUUGGAGUGAAAUUAGACCACUGAACCAGGCUCGAUCGCAGCUCAAACUAGUGUCGAUGGACGGUUACCUCUACGCCAUCGGCGGGGAGUGUUUGUUCACCGUGGAGAGGUACGACCCUAGAAUGGAUCGAUGGAGUUACGUAGCCCCUCUACCCAAAGGAGCAUUCGCCGUGGCGCACGAGGCAACAACCUGUAACGGGGAGCUGUAUGUCUCUGGCGGAUCUUUGUUUUAUCGCCUUCUGAAAUACGAUUCCAAACGGGACGACUGGAUAGAGUGCCCUUACAACAACAGCAGGAAAAAAUCUGCAGAUAUGGUAGCGCACAGAAACUUUAUCUACAGAUUUGACGUUAACCGCGACCGCGGUGUUAGUGUGUUCAGAUAUCACACCGUGGCGAAGAUAUGGCGAGAAACCGCGACCUUGCCACGGAGCAACCCUAUCCCAUUUAGAUGUGCUGUCGUUAACAACUGCAUUUACUGCGUCAACAAAUCGGAGACGUUGCAGUUCAUUGUGGAAGACGAGGAGAAUGCGCACUUUGGAGCGGAGACCCUCAAAGCUCCACCUGAGGCGAAAGGUGCACUGUUCCCUUUUGUGCUGUGCCUCCUUCAUAAAGCUUAA
This is a messenger RNA of Chanos chanos (milkfish), 1125 nucleotides long. RefSeq names its product kelch repeat and BTB domain-containing protein 11-like. Lineage: Eukaryota; Metazoa; Chordata; Actinopteri; Gonorynchiformes; Chanidae. The record is from RefSeq and is a predicted model, not a curated record. Gene Ontology annotation, molecular function: protein binding. The coding region runs from base 1 to 1125 and encodes 374 amino acids. The transcript has a single exon.